Homalodisca vitripennis (glassy-winged sharpshooter) is the source of this 2635-nucleotide messenger RNA. Its product is annotated as vesicle-trafficking protein SEC22a-like. Gene Ontology annotation, biological process: retrograde vesicle-mediated transport, Golgi to endoplasmic reticulum; vesicle fusion with Golgi apparatus; endoplasmic reticulum to Golgi vesicle-mediated transport. The transcript is spliced from 6 exons. Gene Ontology annotation, cellular component: ER to Golgi transport vesicle membrane; Golgi membrane; endoplasmic reticulum membrane. Gene Ontology annotation, molecular function: SNAP receptor activity. Bases 197 to 1114 code for a protein of 305 amino acids. NCBI's taxonomy places the organism in Eukaryota, Metazoa, Arthropoda, Insecta, Hemiptera, Cicadellidae. The record is from RefSeq and is a predicted model, not a curated record.
ACAUCCCUUACUCGUUAAAAAAAACCCAUAGCCAACCAUAACCUUAAUCAGUAAGCCACGUUUGUUUACAUCUUGUCAAUGGAAUUAUCUUAUUUUCUCUUCAGUGUGUUAAUGCUGAUAGUCAGCAUAUGACCUUAAAUCACAAAAAUUUUAAACAUUAUUACAAGAACUGUUCGCUUUAUUUCUAUUUGACACGAUGAUACUGUAUGCUUUAAUCGUCAGAACUAAAGAUGGAAUGGCCCUUUCUGCUACCACUGACUUUAAUGAUGAAGUUAACAGAUCCAUUAAAGAAAGCAAGAGAUAUGUAAAAUUGCUGGCGAAGAAGUCUUCUCACCUCCCAGACAGAUGUACUUUAUAUCUCAGUCUUCAUUCUGUACAUUUUAUAACAGCAUUAGGUGUAACAUAUCUGGCUCUUUGUGAUUCUUCAUAUCCAACUGUACUGGCAUUUAGCUUUCUUAGUGAACUUAUGAGAGACUUCAUAACAAAAUAUGAAACUGUACGAAUCAAUAUGGCUCGUCGCCCAUACUCCUUCAUCGAGUUUGACAACUUCAUCCACAAGACCAGACAGAGAUACAACAAACCUCAGAGCCUGACCACAAGAGUGAAUCUGGCUGAACUUAGUGAAGAAAUGAAGCUUAGAGCUCCUCAUUUGCUCAAUAUCUCAGAUAUUGAACCAGUAAGGAACGGAUAUCACAACUUUAACAUUCCUCAGGUGGCUGUUGGUCCUCCUCCCAGACUAGAGCCUCUUUCGUGGUAUUCCAUGACUUCCAUUUUCCAAGCGUGUGUCCUGUCUGCUCUUGGACUAUACAGGAGUCUGAAAGCGUUGUCAGAAUCUUCAUUGGAGGAAUAUGAUGGACCAAGUCCUUCCCAUGGAUUUAUAUUUCUGUUGGAAAGUUGUUUGAGAAUAUUUCAGGUGAUGUUACUGUUACAACAGAUACGGUACCGGGUAGCUCUCAGCUGGUUCUGUCUGGUUCUACUGAGUAUAUGUGCAUGGCUUGUCUGGGAUCUCAGAGACAAAUGGCAGUGUUCUCUGUUUGUUACAAGUGCUGUAGCAUCUCACAUCGCUGUAAUUCUUCGAAGGAUACGUUUAAAAUUACCUGAUUAUAAUGUUUGACAUAGAUUUCUGUUAAAAAGAACUUUAAGCACCAAAGUCACCUAGUAGAUAUGUAAGUCAGUUUUUGUUAGGUUGUUUUGGUCUUUUUGAUAUAUUGGUACGUUUCUAUCAGUAUGUUAACCCCUUUAACGGUUUAUUAAAAAUAACAAAAAUGAUACUUUUUGCUGAUUUUUUACAGACUUUUUUUAUAGAUACAAUAUUAAGUAAUUUAGUAAUAAAAAUUAUUCAAUUAACUUUUUAUUUCAUAAAGCUAUUUUUGCUUUAACAUUUUUUAUUAAUAAUAUUAUUAAACUUUUUAAAAUAAAUUAUUUGUUAAAGCAGUAAAUUUUGUAAUGUUUAAUUUGUAUUCCAAUAACAUUUUCCAGAUUUUUACAAUUAUUCAGCCAUGCCUACUUUUACUUUUUCUCGACUGAUCAGCAUAAGCAUUUCAAGAGUAAGUUUAAAAUUGAGGCUUCUUGUUUUACUGUAUUUAUUUUACAAAUAACUGAAAAACUAAACAAGUAGAAAGCCUCAGGAUAAUUAAUAGUUUCUUAUAACUUAUUUUUGUAAAAGUAAAUCACACACAAGGUUAAGGAGCUAUAUGAGGUUUAUCAUCACAAACCUGCACCAAUAAUUGAUUCAUGUCUGAUACACCCAUUGCACAAUAAACCUUUACAAUAAAUCCGUUGACACAAUAGUUGAACACUGUCUGCAUCAUACGAACAUAGCUGAAGUCUAGUAAACAAUGAUAGAACUAAGAUUUCACAGAGGAACACAAUGAGGUGCUGAAGCGUGAAAUGCCAUAAUUAAUUAUGUGAAUGGUGGUUGCUAUUUGCGGGACAACUUCUUACGUGAUAUAACAACGUAUAAGAUAAUAAAACAGGACAAAUGUGUUGAAGUGUUAUAUUUCAUGAGAAACCGUUAAGGGGUUAAAUUAUUUUUUGUGUAUUUUUAUGAGACAUCUUUUAUCAAUAUUAGUUCCUUUUACAUUGUACAUUUUUAUUCAAAAGAUCUUGAUGAUAUUUUUAUCUCAGUAUACAUAAAAUAGUAAUAUACUUUUGGAUUUUCCAGUAACAUAAAAUUGUAAUUUUAAACAUUAACGUAUUGUACAUUACUGAAAUAAUUAAUUGAAAUGAGGGAUGUAAAUACACUAUAAAAUGUACUAAAUAAUAGAAAUGAUGAUGGAUUCUUUAAUCCCUUGGACAUUUUCAGAAUUAGAGCAACAGAACAAAAUUAGAGUUGUGUAACAAAAUUAAGCAUUGUUGUUACACAACUGUUACUUCACUAUAUGGUAGCAUUGUACAAAUAAUGAGAACUAACAAAUCUAAUAUAAUCUAGUAGCACAAAGUUGUUCAUUCUGUUGGUCCACAUACUUUCCAGAUUUAUGUUGUAUUACAUCUACUAGUAUUUUAGUACUGUAUAUAGUGUUAUAAAUUAAGCAAUGAAUGAAAUUUCUUCAAAAAAUAUAAAUUAUACUGAUAAUAGCUAUUAAGAAUAUUGUUGCUAUUAAGUUAAUUUAUUACUUUGAAAGCAAUCAUUACU